UAGCUGAACUGAAAAAUUGACUGGUGGAACAAUCUAUGUCGAAUAUCGCGGGUUUUCUCUGGGCACUUUUAAAUAAGUGAUUCAUAAGCACCUGCUCUGUUGUAAACAAAUAUUGAGGAAAGUGGUCUCAGCUGAGAAAGUCCCGAAAAAGAAGUAUUUUUUAGCCCAAAGCGUUUGAAAACAACGGACUGAAUAUCAAUCCAGUGACUUUUAGAGAGAAUAUUCUUUGUUAUUUAUUAUUUACUUUUCCAACGCUGCUGCUCUAUGAAAAUCUUCGUCGACAAGGUAUGUAAAAUGAAUUCUUUGACCACGAUCGUCGCAAGUUAGGCUAAUUACUUGUUGUUAUUCUGUAUACCGUUUACAAGACAUCGACUUCAUCAACGAGAGGGAAAUGUACGACCACUCUCGCAGGGGAUCUCGUUAGGUUUUGUUUGCUUAAGGUCUGUUUAAGGCGUUGUGUUGUUUGCAAACAUAGAAGCGAACCUCUGUCAUUUGAUUGAAACUGACUUCAGCUCCCUAAUUUUCUGUUUAGGUCGUCAGCAAUCGCAUCAACGAUUGGAGUUGCUUCGGUCUGCCACAAUUUUGAUCAGUCCGUGGCUGCAUCAAACAAGUUUUGCGCGGGAUCAUGCCAGUUUCAAACAGUUCAGGAGAAACUUGCAAUGGUUUUGUGUCCAACUGGUUUAAUUGACGUUCAAUAAGAUUCUGUCUAACAUGAGAAUCUGACAAGCUCCAGAAAGGAAUCCUUUUAAUGGUUCGAGGUGCAUUAUCGUUGUAGCCUCGUUUGGUCGAUCUAUUCGCUGUUUAUUUUCGGAUUAUUACGCUGAAUGUAAGUUUGGAAGCACGGAUCUAUGAGUCAGAGGGAAGGAGGGGUGAAUCGACAACGUAGUGUAGAAACAGGUCUUACUCAGGCAAUUCGUCCGAUGUUGAUAUGCGCCUCCGAGUCAAGCGUUUCCGUGAGAAACCAGCAGGUAAGAUUAACGAAUACAUAAUCCCACUUUUUCCGCGUUCUCCUGUUUCUUGGCCGUGAAUAGCAAACUAAAGUGCCCUUUACGGCCUUACACUGGUUAGAAUCACCAUUCCUUAGCUGUAUUCUAACGUAGCAUUUUGCUCUUGUUAUAACUAUAAUCCACACUACAUUGAAGCGAUUUAAAGAUUCUGGCUGAUAUAGAACCUAUUUAUCCGGACAUAGAGACUCCCCUCGGCCCUUUCAAUUUUUAUUGUUUUGAAUACUACACUCUUGCGAUAUGCGAUUUCAUUUUUCCUUUUAAAUUUAAAGACCAGAUGCGUUUGUUUUGUCUUUACCGGGUGUACCAUUAUUUCUGCUGGUGAACUGUCAGGCCCGCAGUGUAAUGCACAUGGCUAUUUACGGAAAGGCACUUUGUCAUAAUAUUUCAGCCGUUAUCGCUUCACUCCCACAAAAUGCAGUGCGUAUCGCAUAGUUCAUUAUUUUGUAAUUUUUAAAUACACACCUUCUUUUGCAAGGACUAUUUUUGUUCUUUAGUCCUCCUUUUGGGAUUUAAUCAGUAUGUUGAAAUUAAUAUUGGAAUCAGCCAAUGAUAAAUAUGUAAUGUUUUAGGAUUCCAUCCAUUAGUGUUAGCAAAGGUUUAUUAUUCUGUAGUCUUUGAAAAACUAUUCUCAUCUGAAAAGCUGAACAGGUGUUGUUUAGAAUUCAGUUGUUUGCAAAUUUAAGGAAAGGGUCAAAACUAACUUUUGGGGGCAAGAAUUAUUUUCCUUCUUUGUGUACUUUAAAGGGGAAAAGGGAUUGGGCUGAAUUAUUUUAUUGUUUAAAUAGGGACAAAACAACAGUGUUUGAGUGUGGAAGGAAAGGUUCUUAUGGUUCAAUGCUGUAUGAUUUUUUCAAGGCUCAGAAAUUUGGAACCCUAAUUACAUGUCUAUGUGAAAUACUAUGCUAGUCUCAUAUUACAGGGUUAUCCAUAUUCCCUGUGAAAUAUCAGCUUCACCUUUUGGUCUGAUGAAACAAAAAUAUAAUGCUUUUGUUGUUGUGAAAUCCCCUCUUCAGUUAGAGUUUUAUUGAAUGUUUUUUCAGUUAUUUGUUAAGACAGCUUUAAAGUAUGAACAAUAUGUCAGAUAUACAGAUAUGUAGGAGUUACAUGAAUACUAAUAUCAUUAAUAAACAGUGAUCCUCAAGAUACUACAUGGGAGUUGGUCACGUUGUUUUAACAGUAUCACUGACGUGUCAUGUGAUGGACUGUCAUGAGGAGAGCUAUAAGAGAAUUCAUGUAUACAUGCUAAAACAAAUUUCCAAUGAUCUACAAAUUUUUUCAUAUGGUAAAUGGAAAAAUUUAUUCUAUUUUGCAAGUGUUAGGUCUCUUAACUGAUAUUCUCAAGUAAAACAUUGUGAAGUGACUUGUCAUGAGACAUAUAUCUGCUAGCAUACUUCUUUUUUUUUUUAAGUCUCUUACCAAAUCCUUGAUCGUUCAUUCUUUAGGGCUCCGAUCAGCUUUCUGUCUCACAGACUUCCGAGUCAAGAAUGGCAAAGAUGAAAAAAAAAAUCAGUUCACCCUUGCCAAAAAGGAAAAGUACAGGCAGUGGUAAGUCAGAUUUUAUAAAUACAGUUUAUCCCAAUGAAAAAUAUCAACCAAAGAUAUUUAUCGAAUGAUUUUAAUCUUGUGUCUUGACUAGAAGCAAGUAUAUUUAGCAUCAUCCUUGUCUGAUCAGUGGCUACGUGUUAGUAAUUGUUACCCAGCAGAAUCACAUUAAUAAAUAGUACUGUAAAUAUGAAAUGAAAAAGUAAUAUGAGAUAAAUUCAAUCCAAAUGUUUAUAAUAUUUGAGAGGGGAAGCAAAUCAUAUGAUCUCUGUGAUUAGGAAAGUGGUAGAAAAAAUAAAGGAGUAUCAUUGCAAAUAAAUGCUAACAGAUGAAUAUUGAUCAAAUAAAUAUAUACAUAAAAUCAACCAAAAACACCAUCAAAAUUGUUAUAGGGCAAACCCAAAAGUUAUACAAAUAUCCACAAAAGUGCAACUUUCUAAAGACUGUAUCUAGCACACACGAUAAUUUUAUGUAUGAUGAUGCUUGCAUAGUAAAAAUUUCACGAAGCGUACCAGAAUCCCAGUUUCUUAAAUGUCUCCUAAGAGGUACUUUGUAUUUAAGGCAAAUGAAGGUGAAGUAGAAAUAAUUUUUCUCAGCCCUUAACUCCAUAAAAUUCCUUCCCCUAGGUACUGUAUGGUUGGGCAUAAACAUUGUUUUUGUUUGUGUUCCUUUUUUCUUUUUUUUCGUUCUCUUUAAUUUCUGUUAUCUCUUAUAUGUUCUUAUACCAGAACAUUUAUAACUUGUAUUUAUCCUGUUUGGAUGUUGUAAUUUUUGUGGCUUGUAAACCCCUUUGGAGAAUCAAUUUAUAUCCAGGCCAUUUAUGAAGGGCUAUGUUUGUAGUUGUAAUGUUUGAAACAUCAGCUUUAGAAACUCUUUAUAGUAGCCAAUUUAUAUUAUCAACUCGUUUUAAAAAAACAUUGCUAUGGUUGUACUCUUGGAUUCCUUUGUUGAAAACAGUUUAUAAACUGGCAUAUAUAUUGACAAUUUUCUCUGUUUUCUAUUUGUCAUAACUGUACCAAAUAAAAAAUUUCAAAAUGGUCUGAACAGAGAAAUAAUUUGUACUUAAAUAGGCAAUUUACUUUGUCAUUUUCUUAAUUGUACAUUUAUAAUGGCAGUUUAUUUUUCAUUGUAAUUCUUACUAUUUGAUGUGUGUGUUUUUCCAGGUGCCAACAGGACCUUCGGAGUUUCUAUUGAUGAGUUACUGAAGCGGUCUGAAGGAUGUGAAAUACCCCCAAUCAUCACAAGCAUUGUAGAAUACCUCAAAGAGCACGGUAAUGUAGUUAAUGUAUGUUAGCUUUUUUUAGGGGGGGCAGAGGGAGGAAAUCAUGAUAUCACUGUUUGCUACAUAUAUACAUGUAUCUGUACUCAGUAACCUUGAUUCUGUCACUUAGGUCUAAACCAGGAAGGAAUUUUUCGAAUAAGUGGUAAUCAUAAGGUGGUUGAGUCCCUCAAGGCAACAUACGACAGAGGUAAUGUUUAAAUCCUGUUUUAUCGCUAUAGUGCUACCAUUUAAGUUAGAGCGCAUUUCAAUUGAGUCUUAAAACCAAAACUAAAACAAUCACAAUAGCCAAUUAUGGCAAGAAAAAUAUCACUAGGGGCCAACAAGAAAUUGCAGUAAACACAAGAGGCUAGGUUAUGAUAGGUUUUAGCUGUGAAACUGAUUGGUUGAAAAAGUGGGGCAAGUUUUCUGGACAAUCACAUGAGAAAGUAAGGCAAAGGCAAGGUAAUCGUGGAUUAUUUUCACUACUCAAUGGAAAAUUGCUCUUUAUACUGGGAAAAAAUAAAUUAAACUGUCUUGAGGUGUCUGGUUUUCUAAAGUAGUGUCUGCAGAAUGGAAAAUAACCUUUGUAUCUUGAAAAGAUAUGAAUUCUAUCAAGCUUCCAUUUCGCGAGACAAAAGAGAAAUGUGGCCAGACAUGUUUUUGAUGUUACUAUUUAUUGUUUUAAUUUGGAAAUUUUUUUGACUGGAAAUCUCCCUGUAACUUAUUAUUUUUAUCAAAUUUGUCCAUAAUAAUUAUAUUGUUUGAUAUCUGUCAAUUUUUAUUUUACAUUGUCUUGUGACAGAUAGUAAUUUUUGCAACUCUGGUCUUGAUGUGAAAAAGGGUAAUUUCUUGUGUUUGUGUUCACUUCCAUCUAGACGGUGAAGCCAACUUGGAACAAGUUGGAGAUGUUAUGGCUGUUGCUGGAUUACUUAAACUUUUCUUGGUAAGAAGGGAGUAGUUGACUACAUGUACUUGUGAUUGAUUCAUAGAUUUGUCAAUUAAUUAUCUUACUUUCUGUUGGUUGAUUUACUGUGAAGCAGAAAGUGGCAGUCAUGUUUAUAGGCACACAUCAUAAAGUUCUUCCUUUUUGACUGAAAUCUCUUUUCUGAUGGCAGGGGGGGGGGCUUUUUUACAGAAUGUGAAAUUUUAAAGAAUGAUGAAAUGUUCUUGCUUAUACUACUUAACACCAAUGCUUGUUUAAAUGGUUGUUUACAUUUAUUAGAGAGAACUACCUGAGCCACUUAUUCCUCAAGAUAUGACAGCAGAUUUCAUCAAAGUUUAUCAAGGUGUGAGGGGAAUUAUGUCCUAACAAUGUGCAUGUCACAGCUAAUGUGAUACAUAUAAUGAAGAGAAAAUACAUGGGUUUACACUGAUUGGAAUUUCUCUGUGAAUUUUCAACUAGAUAUCUAUCAACUGAAGUGAGAUAUUGAGUAGAAAUAGUAGUUCAUAGUAGUUCGUUAAUUUCCUUGUAAAUUUACUUUCGAGAUAACUGAGUUACCUCACUGAGACUUGAUAUAUCUACCCGAGUCUUGUGAGGCGGCCACAGAUGUCAUGAAUGGCCACAAGAAACAAAAUCGACGUAACCAAAUUUGCAUUCGCUAGAAGUCUGCAAGAAGUGGUUUAUUUUUCAAGUCUGCGUUGGCAGCAAAUGAGUUACCAAGUUUUCCCCGAUUAUGUGAUUCGCACUGAAUUCACUCAAAAGGAGAAUUUAUAGGUUAAUCAUUAUCUGACAUAAACUUACUCAUAAGAAAUUUCAUAUCUACACAUGCUCAUGUAUUAUUCUCAAUUUUGUGUAUUAUGUAAAACUCAGAGGCUUUUACUGCAUGGAAAAAAAGCCUUGGAUUGAGAAAGAUGAAUGCACUGCCAUCAUUCAUCAACAUGAUAGAGUGGCAUAAAAGACAAGUGAUGUGUCAGCAGCUGAUUGGGGAUAUAGAACAGAUAUUAAAAAUUAUUGUAAUUGCAGUUACAGCUUUUCUUAGGGUUGGAAAUCAUUUUAAAGCACAUCAGUUUAUAUAGAAAUAUUUUUUUCAAACAAUAUCCUUUAAACAAUUUCCAGACUCCUAAAUUAUUAAGACAUAUAUGACUUGUACUCUUUAUUUAUUGUAUAUGUUUCUUGGUACUUGUUUUAGCACAUAAAGAUGAUGGUGGGGGUCUAUCUGAUAUGAAGGCAUUGCUAGAGAAGCUUCCAGCAUCAAAUUACCACUUGCUCAAGUACCUUUGCACUUUUCUUGUAACAGUCUCUAUGAGUGAAGGUAAUUUAGUAGGUGAAUUUUUCUAUAGCUAACCAUUUGAGCUGUUGUCCAUCAUUGCACUGUUUAAUUACUCACGUGUUUUGUUGUCUUCCACAGAAAACAAUAAAAUGAGUUCAACAGCUUUAGCCAUUGUGUUUGGACCAAACUUUUUCAGGUAACAGGCCAAUGUGCUUUUGUUGUAUAGUUGCUUAUUAAAGUAAGGUUAUUAAUGAUUGCCUGUACAAAUUGGCAAGCUAUCCAAUCAUCUUGAGUGACUAUUUUAUAGCUGGUAUUAUCAACACUUGACAGUUAAGUUUAAAGUUAAAUGUACUGACCCCUAAGAGUGACUUGUAUCUAAUUCUUCCUUGCAUUAUCACCCUUGAAUCGAUCAUUAAGGUUAAUAAAGGGGAAUGGUCACAAACUGAAGAAGCUCUUGAAUGUUGAAAAAAAUUUGCCUUAUCAGCACCUUAGGGAAUGUGUAGAGAACAGAGGGGAGAAUUUGUAUACUGGUGUUAGGGUAUAAAGGGUUAAAAGAUAUGGUCAUGGUUAAUGAAUCACAAAUUGUAUUGUUACAGAUGUGGUGAUGGAUUAGAAGGUCUGCGAGAACAAGGACGCACUAAUGCAAUAGUUGGCAGGUUUAUUGAAGAAUUUGACACAUUAUUUGAGGUUGGUAAUGCCUUUGGUCCAUUCUUAACUCUUGCAAACAAGUUUUUAUGUGGACUCUGAUAUGCAAAUGAGUCACUCGCUGGCUCACUAAGUUGUAGACACUGCCUUAAUUAGUUGUCUCAAACUUGCCUGAGCAGGAAACCAUAUUGGAGUUGCAACCAUGCAUAAAAUGACAGAGAGGCCUCAUUACAGUUUAUACUAAGCAGGGUUGCUUUAAAUGUCACUUUCCAAGUGAAUGAAAGUUUAUCAAGUUUGAGCACAAACCAAAAUUUAAUACUGUGAAUCGCUUUGAUUGUUUAUGAUCUGAUAUAAAAUAAGAACUGAGGUCAUUGUUUUACAAUGCAAAUAUUUAUUGAGUAACUGGGGGGCAAAACCUGAGAUAGGAAUGGAAAGUAGUCAAAUUUGGCUUGUGCAAGCAAAGAUUUGGUUUGCAGCAUCUAAAUUUGAUAAAUUUUGCCAACAGAAAUUUAAUAAACACAGGAUACUAUUUUGUGCUGUUUUUGAAGAUUUAUCUGCAUUUAUUAAUCUGCAAAGCUGGGUAGGCACCAUAUUUGUGGAUCUCUCCAUGAUUUUGGAAGCUUGGCUGUUAAGAUAACAGCAACCUUGCAUUGCUACAAAGAGCAGUAAUUACUAGUGCACAACCAUGUUUCAUCUCUAGAUUAAGUACUUUAUGCACAAGUUGGCCACAGGUAUUCUUUGAUUUACUAAAAAGAAGUUUAGAUUGUUGUUGUUCACUCACUUUCAUUUGUUAUACUUUCUCAUUAUAAUAAAGGCCUAAAAUUUUCACUUUAUAGGUGUCUCCCUAUGCCACUACUGACAUAUUCAGAGUUCAAGAAACAAAGUGAGUUGUUGUGCUCUUUUUCACCCAUUUACACCUCAAAUAAUCCUACUAUAAAGAGAUCAACAUUUGAAGAAGCUUCUAAACACAGCUUUAGAAGUUUGAAAUUGUUCUGACUCAACUGUUGUGUAGAAUUCUAGAGAUUUAUGACUCUACAGUCAUGUGAUUGUAGACAUGGAUAGAUAUUACAGUAAAUCGGCAUGUAGUGAUGUCUUGCCUUAACUAAAUAGCCAUGUUAGCUAACAUCUCUUGUCUUAUUUUUAGGACAAAUGACCAUCCAACACUACGGAUACCCAACAAAUCACUACAAAAGGUGUGUUGCCAGUAUAGUCCAUUGCAGUAUUGGCUAAGGUUUCCAUGACAAGUUGUAGGGGACCAUACAGUGUGUGUAUGUACCUCCUGGGUGGACAAAGGUGUUUGGUUAUCAAAUUUUUUUGAUAAUGGGAAUGUACUAUGCUGUUGUAAUGACUAGUCUCUUUUACAGAUUGUUAAUGAAAAGAAUGAAAGCUCAGCCAGUGACGAGGACUCAUUUCAUCUCGUGGGAGAGAAAGAGAAGGCUGGAGAAGAUGGCCCCACUUAUGCCACAGUAAAGAAGCCAAAAAAGUCUCCACAGUCCUCCACUCAGUAAGUAACUACUCAAGGAUUUCUCCUUCUUUUACUCAUACUCUUGCCAUACUCUUUUCGAGAAUUUUCCCUUCAUCCCAGCUUUCAUUGGAAUGAAGCAAUUACCAUAGAUAAUAAGUUUGGUAUCUGGUAAUUAACCACUUAAUAUUUUUUUCAAAUUUUUUUAUAAGACUUUGGCUUCAAAAAUCAAAUUAUGUUGCAUAUCACUAGUAAAAUGGAGGGUUUGAUGUCUUAAGGAUACUAGGUUAAUUCAGGAAACAGCCACUACUUGCUGUAGCAGUGACAUUUGUUGGGAUUUUAGUUUUGAAAAUUUCACAUUGAAUCAAACCAUGUCCCCUCAGUUGAUAUUUUUCUUUCUUUUCGUCACUUUUAUGCCUAAUGAUGUACUGAUAUUGGCCUCUCUUGUGAUUGAAAGGGUUAGCCAGUCAUUUACUACAAAGUGCAAAUAACCAAGUGUUGUCUAUAGGAGGGAGGAUUGGAAUAAAGAUGUAGAAAAGUUUGUAGGGUGUGGUUUACACGAGCUUUUGACCCAUUAGGUUUCAAGGUUAACUAUGGAGAAAUUACAUUUAGCUACUCAUUCUGCCAGACAGUGGCCUGUGAGCUGUGUGCCUUCUUCCUUGGUCAAAACAAUAUUCAUUGACAGUUUUGUGUUAAAUUUUACAUCUGAUUAUCCACAAAAACAUUGACCAUUUAUGGUAACUGUUAAUUUUGGCAUAACCUCAGCCUUUGUUAUGAAUACAGCACUCCUCUACAUAUACCUCUUGUGACAAUGGUUCAUGAGGUUAACUUUCCCCUGAAUCCAAUUUUUCCUUUAGUUCAGCUAACGAUGCGAAUUUAUCUCCUCCAACUUGUCUUAUCUUGCCUUAUCUUGUUUUAAAUGGGUGCAGAUGCUGUUCACAUCCUAAGAGCAGCUUGAGACAUAAUGCGUGCACUAGUUUUAGUGAAACACCAUAUGCACUCUGGCCACUUUUAGGGAACUGAAAAAAUGCCACAGGUUGUACUCUUUGUAAUGGAAAUGAUGUAAGGAAAUGUAAACUGCAUUGUCAGCAAAAUUGCUGAAAUACCCAAAAUAAUUUCAGAGUCAUGACAAUUGACUAGUUGUGUUCCUUAAGUGUACAGAUGCAUGUUAGUUCUUGAAAAAUUUGAGUGAAACAAUGAUAAGGUAUAGUUGGCAGCUAAAACAUUCUUAAAGUGUUUUGGAUAAGAUAAUAAUGUUUCGGAUGUUUCUCUUAAAUAUUUAUCUUGGCAUUUCAUGCAAUUUAUUAGGGAAAAUUGUUUGUUUUUAAAACAACCCAGUGGUGCUAUAAUGGAUUCAGUGGUACACAUAAUGGCCAGGACAAAUUCUUUUAGUUUAGUUUAGCUUUACCUUUAAUUUUGAAUUGCAAACUGCACUUUGAUACUGUGUGUUAUUGUUUUAAUAACUGGAACAUGGAUGGCAUUCUAUACUUACUUGGAAGUGAUGUGUGUGUGAUGUUAUCUCUUGCAAGGGUCACAAUAUUAAUUACUGUAAAGAUUUGCAUGUCUUCCUAUGCAAAUGAACAUCUGAGAAAUAUUGGUUGUGUUCAUGGCUGUGGAACAAGUAUUUUGUUUUUCACUCUCUCUAAGAUCUCACUUGUAAAUUAACAUGACUAAGCUUUUCCUGGAGUAUUAGAUAAAGAAGAUUGCAAGGUUUCACUUUUUCACAAGAUAAGCUUCAUUUCUGUCACUAUACAGUUUUUUUUUUAUAUGUGAAAUUUAUUCAAAAGUCAUUGCCACAGACAUGUAUUGAGAUGCAAAGGGAUUGACACAAUUAUGUUUGAUGCAAGGUAUGGCACAUCUCUAACCAAGAUAAUUUCAAUCAGUAGAUAUGUCUCUUGCAUUUCCCUACCAUUUCUUUCAAUUAUGUCAUUAUACAGGGUUAUGAUUCUUGUUAUUUCCAAUGUAGCUGGGCAAAAAUUAUAGUGGUGAUUGGGCAAAUGGUUGACAUUGUUUUAGCACUAUCACUUUUCUGCUUUGCUAAGCUUUUUGAGCUUGACCAUGUCAAACUUACAUUUUUUAAUUUUCCCAUGAAAAGCUCAUCUUUGGUUGUGUUGACAGGCUAUGAAGUAGCCAUUAUUUUAGGAUCUGAAGUAUUUUUCACACAAAAAAAUUUAAAAUAUCACAUCAGAAAAAACUGGAAAGCAUUUUCCUGUGUGCCUUGAAUAUGCAUUAUGCUUGAUUGAUAUAGAAAUCAAACAGAAUGGCAAUUUACUGGGGCAGAUGUUCUGUAUAUGCACAUUUUGUGGGCAGUUUACAGCAGCCACAUUGUCUGAGGGUUUCAUAAUUAAAUUAUUACUUUGAAAUUCUCAAGGAAGAUGUGUGUCAUUUUGAUAAGUGUUAUGUCAAAUAUUAGAAAUCUGAAAUUCAACUUAUGUAGCAGGGUUCUCACGAAAGCUCAAUGUUUUCUUUUUUCGUUAUGGCUGUGAUGUAGAUGAAAUAGACUUGUGUUAUUUGACAAUUUGACAAUCCUUUCCUGCCCUGAAUAAUUAAAACAGUAUGUUAUUUAGGAUGGAAAUACACUCAGUGCAGGUGCUAUAGUAGGCAAUUAUUGAUUUAUUUGUGUGCCUUUGGUGAAUUUUAUAAUUUUGGGAUGAACAUUUGUCCAGCCUUCAUAAUUUACGAUUGAUUUUCUUUUAGUAUAACACCGCACUCAGAAGACCUGGAUAUGUAUGUGAGGUCUGUUUCACCAUCAUGGAAUACUCAACAAAGGUAAAUUUGACAACAAAUACACUAUCUGAGGGUAAAGUCAUCUGUCAUGUAUGCCAUGAAUGUCUGCAUGUAUGGAUCAAAUGCUUAAUUCCAGACUUUUGUUCUGAGGGAAUGUAAAAUGAUGAUUUAUGGUUUUACUUCUACAUUUAAGUGCAUAAUCCCUUAAUUUUUUUUCCUAUGUUCUUUGUGACUGUCUUUUGGUGCAACACUUCAGAUUAAACUCAUAUGACUCACUUGAAACUGGGACACAAUGCUGCAUUUAUUCAGACAUUCAUGAUCUUGCUUGUAUUGGCAUAGCACUUUGAAAAUAGAAAAUUGCAUCACCCCUUAUAUAAUUUGCAACUAUACACCAGGAUCAGGUUAAAUACUAUCUCAUAAGUGUAUGCUUAUUCUUAGAUGUUUUCUCAGUUGUUUUUAUAUAAAGACACUACUGUGUAUCAUUUUGAGUUUUUUUGAACAUGAUAAUUUUUGGCAAACAUAUGAUAUGUGAAAGUGGACUGUUGGUAAAUUUUUCAUUGUCAUGUCCCUGCCUCUAUUUUUUUUUUUUUUUUUCUUUUUUUUUUUUCCCAUCAAUAGUGGCCACAGAGAAAAUGUUUGCCAACAAUGCAAACAAUUUUGCUCUUUUGCAUCAUGGAAAAUAGCUUUUACUUCAAGACCUUUUACAGCCCUUUUCAUGAUUGUAGAUGCAUCUUUUAUAGGAGUGAUUUAACAAAAAACAGAGAAUAGCUGAGUGAGUGAAUGUCAUGACUCACGAGGGUUGAAAAGGGUCUUGAAAUUGGUUAAGGUCCUUGAAAGUAUCUGAUUUCUUUCUCUCUUGAAAUUUGAAAGUAGUUCAUUAAUGAUUGAAAAACAAUCACUUUGUGCAGUUGCCUUACUGUGGUUUGACAAGUGAUAUAUAUUAUUAUUAUUAUUAUUAUUAUUAUUAUUGUUAUUAUUAUUAUUGAUAAGAAUCAUACAGUAUUUAAGUUGUCACAAUUAACUUCUGAAACCUCUUUCGUUUUAUUAAAAAUUAGAAGGAAAAAAAAAUCAAAUAUGAAAAAAAUGCAAACAAGUACCAGUAUUCACAUAAAUUGUAGUGAGGAAGUAAAACAGAACGAAUCUAAUAAGUUUAUCAGUAAACUGUUAACUAAUUAAGCUGUUGCCAAAAUGAUCUUUUUUCUGGUGAUUUUAUCCCAUUUUCCUCAUUUAAUUCUCAUUCCUUGUUUUAAAUAUCAAAGGGAAGAGUUUCUGAUUCAGAGGUUUCAUGUAAUCUGGCUUGUGUAAACUUGGUGCAGUAGAUUGGUCCGUAGAUUGCGUACAUCAGAAAAGCAUGAUGAAUUGAAUUUUGCCGCCUAGAAAUAGUUGGGUAUGCACCUCUAAAAAUGUUUGUAACUCCUUACCUUUCCAGUGAUUCAGGCCCCAUACCAGAAUCUACCAAGCCCCCUGCUGGCAAGGAGUAAGUAUUGGUAGCACUAGAUACAGAUUACAGUUGAUUGUAUAUAGGGUAUCACAGGAUUUUGUUACAAACUGGGAAGUACGUUGACCUUUUAUUUACUUUUUGAGGGCUAAGCAAUUAAAGCUCAGGUCCUUAUGAUAAACUGCUAAUGAGCGUUUUAAUUGCAAGACCUACUCUCUGAUGUACAUGUACAUCUCUAAUCACAGGCCAAGUCAGAGUUGAACAAGAGACUUCAUCAGAAUACCUGUCAGCUUUUAUAUAUUAACUAUAUGGUUUUACAUUAUGCCCUGAGAUAGCUUAUAAGCAUGGACAUAACAUGAAGCAUUGAAUUAUGUUUAUUUUUGUAUUUUAGAAUUGUACAAAAAACAAUCAAUGACACCAUCAAAGAACACUUGUUUGGGCCUGACCUGACGUCUACAGAUGAAAACAGCCCACACUCACCAGAGUCAGGAGAUGAAGGUAUGUUAACAAUGAAAAUGAUAAGCUGUUGUGCAUCAUCACGGCUAAAGGGUGAAAUGACGUAUGGUGUGUACAAUCACAAGGAACACUUCUUUAUACCACUUCUGAAAUGUAAUCUUCUCUUCCAUGUGCUAUAGAUUUCCUUUUAACUAUGUUUGAAGAGUGCGGUGUUAUUUUGGGAUAAAACCCUCCAGUUGAUGUGUUAGUCUAUUUUUGUCACCUACUUGGUGGAUAAUGUUGUGAUAUAACAAAGAAAAGUUACUUGUUCAUCACUCCUACAGGUUUUAACCCUUUGACCUCCUAUAAUGACCAGUAUCUAAUUUCUCCUCACAAUAUCACCCCUGAAUCAAACAUUAAGAUCAUGAGAAUAAAGCAAAUGAUCACCAACGAAAGAAGCUCGUGAUUUUAAAACAAAUUCCCCUUUUUGGCACCCAAGGAAAUGUAUGGAGAACAGUUUGGAGAAUAUGCGAACUGAUGCUUAGGUGUAAAGGGUGAUAGAAUGAAAUAUUUGGAGCUAAAGCUAGUCUUGGUUUCCAUAGGAUAAGGCCAUUAGGCGUUUUGUUACCCCCAUUCCCCUCCCCCUUAGGAGGGAUGUAUUUCCAUUACAGUGAAUUUACCAGUUAAAGCUCAAGUGUCCUCACGAUUCUCUCGAGCAGUUUGUCGGUUUCCUUUUAAACUGUUGGGUGGAGUGGUUACUGCUGAGGUGGAGUAUUUUCUCUAAGAACACAACAGAAUGACCUCAGUUUGGGCUCUCGCACCACACUCACUAGCGAAACCCUUUGUUGAACCAAACUUUAUUCCAAAUGCUUCUGAGGGUUUCUGCUGUGUGCUUAUCUUAGUAACAGGUCCACCACUACCAAGUCGUAAUUACACGGAUGAGGAAGCUAGCAAACCAAGGAGGAGAAGGAGAAGAAAUGUCAAGAGUCAGCUAGAGACAUCAGGUUGGUGAAUUUAGCAGUAACUGAUGUGAACAAGUGGUUGAGACUCACUGAGGAUAAGUGAGAGCAUAUGAAUUACUCUGCUUAGGUAGCCUUAUACUUUGCAUAAUGUAACAUGGCAGCAACAACUGUUGGCUCUAAGGUAAAGCCAUUGUACUUCCUGUGACAUGUUUAUCCGCCGUUAGUUGUGUUGGUUUUGCUGUUACUGUCGUUGUUAUUGUUACUGCGCCCGCGAAAUUGGCUAACUACAGCGCUCGAAGUAUCUAGCAGUAGUAGUGGUAUUAUUUAUGUCACCACUGUCUUUUCUCAAAAAUGUGUAAACUCAAAUAGUUAACUUUUUUCUUCGUUUGCAGAUUCAAGCGGCAUUGUUGAAAACAGUAACCCGCUAAAGAAGGUUACAAAGGAAGCUGUGGACUUGCUCACUAAAGAUGAAGAAGACCAGGUUAAGAAGGGAAGUGUGGUGAAACCUGUGAAGAAGAGACCCAAAUCUGAAGGAUUUGAAUUGUUCGAAAAGAAGGGAAUAGUUAUUGGUGUGGUAAGUGGCUUUUUUAUCUCGUUGUUUUUGUUAGGAACAUGUCAAGCAAGUCAUGGAGAGAUUUGCGAUAAGAUGAUGAAACAAAGUUGAAGGAACUGGUCGGAUGCUGUCCAGACCCAUUUAUAAACCAUGAUUAAGAGAAUAAUCUGAAUUAUCUGAAGUAGAGGAAAAGAAACUUUAUUGUGGUUUUCACAACCUCCAAACGAACCAAAAAACAAAUUCAAGCUCAGUGGAACGUUGAGUUUGUUACAAAGUUUCAAAAUCUGUCAUUGGGGAUUGACAAACAAUUGGAACACUUCAUUACACUUACUGAAUUUCUAAGACAUACGGACAAGCACUCAAAGCUGCAUGGCUGACAUUAUUCAGUAUCAGAAUUGGGUGGUACACCCUUUCGCUGCGCCCACUCUUUGAGAGCGACAACUUUGCUUGUGGUUUUUAAGCGUUCUAUUUCCUCUUAUUUCAAAGGACGAGAACAGCAAUUACAUAUUCAGCUCUACAUUUCCUCGGAAAAACGAUGGUCAAAAAGUGAGUGGAGAUUCUGUUACCCAGCAUCAUAAGCGCUUUUGCACAAGAGGUUUCCAAUUUUAGUUAUAAACCUCUGUUAAGGUUGCUGGCCUGUUAGAAAAUUUGAAUCUUCAGUUCUAUCCCUCUGCAGCUGUUUUUUUGGUCACGUGACGCAACGCGUUCUCUAUCCUGCCAACGUUGCGUCACUAUACCAAACAACGGCUGCAAAGAAGACUGUACCCAUUUAUCAACAACUAAUGCUGCAAUGGCAAAUUUUUCUGAACAAAAUUAACUUUGACAAGGUGGUUUUUGGUGAUAAAGACAGGAAAUUGUUCAUUAGAAGGUUCCUUAGUCCUAAGGCGGACAAACGAAUUUUGAACCCCAUUGUUGAGGUAAAGCUUUCCAAGACAAAUUAUGCUUGAGUGGUUAAUAUGGAAAGGACGCUGAUCAAGAAAAAUUUUCGCUUGGGGAUAUGGCGGAUGAGUUUUCCUUGAUUUCAUAGCGUAAACACGGCUAAACUUAUCUAUAUCUCAGUUGUGGUACUCUUUUUAAAUAGGCAGUUAGUUUAUCAUAAGUUACUACACCCAGAAUACAACAUCACCACAACUUGUUCCUCGUCACGUUUACCAAUUAGCUUUCGCCCAGUCAACAAAGAGUGUUGAAUGGGAGAAACAUUGUGACUUGCUCGCAAACGCAACUGAACCCAGUGGCCAGUGGCGUUUGUGUGCAAGACACAAAAAGGAACACAAUAUUUGUCGAAUUCCGGCCUCAGGUACCGCUUUCUUCUAGGCUUGUAAAACGUACUCAAAACCCUUUGUUACAAGUUCUUUUAUCUGCUUGUUUGCUGCAGAAUGACGAGGAUAUUUAUCAAGAAAUAUUAGGAACAGGUAAAAGUGAUCCUCUGUUCAGCGUGAGCAGGACCUCUGAGAUUUUGGAAUCUUUGACGCGUAAUAGGGCAGCUCCUCCUAAAAAUAGACGAAGGCCAAGCCUGAAGAAACGACACGAAACUAGUGAGAUUUUCUCAAACGAAGAUGAUGAAUACUCGGACAAGGUAUGAUUGGUGAAUGCCAAUAUUUAUCCCUAGUACUUAUGAAGUAAUUUUGAAAGUGUGCGCUCCAUAGGCUAUCAAACCUACCAUUAAGUUAGUCCGCUUCUUGCCCUUUACAAGACCUGUACGUUUGUAAGUGAACUUUUAUACUUCUUGAUGCUGUGGAGCUAACAUUUACCUGUAAAUCCAUUACCUUACGUCUAAUUUUUUAAGUAUCCUUCACUAGUUGUGCCACAGUAAGGUUGAGUACAAAAACUUUGAACGCGCAAAAUUCGAUUGCCAUAUUUUAAGUAUCGCAAACGCCCUGAUUGGUUACACCGGCAUAAUAGCUUUGUUAUAAAAGCAAUUAGAGCACACUGUCACACGUUCUGUUGGUUUAUCGGCGUAAAAAACUCACUUGGGAUGUUGAGGGAACACUGAAAAUGCUGGUAAAUAACUCACCUCCGGCUCGUGUUUUGUAAACUUUUCUUACGUUCUCUCUCCAUCCCUCGUAGAUUUGUACGCCAGUAAACGGAUAGAAAGGGCGGCUAUUGCUUAAACGAUUGACGCAAGUUAUAAAUUAAAUUUUAAGAGCCAAACAGUCCAGAUUAGGUGAAAAGGGAACAAGGAUGAUCAAUGAUCAAGCGUGGAGACAAUUAGCGUGCAUUGAAAUUGAAUUCAAAAUACUAUUUCGAUGAGAUAAUAAAACAAAAAAGAAGAUAUUAUGGAGCGAAAGGGAACGGAAAUGAUUUGGCACGGAAAAAAUUGAGAUGGAUUGCGAAUAACAAAGUUUUUUUUUCAAGAUAGACAAUUAGGACCUCGCGAUGUUAUGAUUGUGUUGCCUGGUAAACUUCCAAUGGUUUUCCCAUAGGAUGAUCAACAGAGACAAAACAAGUCAAAGGUACAUCCUUUAGUUGAUGAAGCAAAGAAUAAAAAUGUAGUGUCGACAACACCACCUAUAUCACCUAGAACCUCCAGAUCAUCAAGGAUUCAGCUGCACUCAGCUUCAUCCAGGCAAGAGGUGAGUGAUGAUGGUACUCUUCUACUUAAUGAAAAUAAAAGCGCAUAGAAAUCAAGAGCGCACUAUACUAUUGUUUGGUAGAAAUCUGUUAGUCGUUACAAACUUAACAUCACGACAGGCUAUUGUUUUUAUUGAAUAAUGAGACAAACAAGUCACGCCGCAUGCAAUUGGGCUACUCACCCUAAUCGCUAACUGUUACGGAAUUGAUAGUGAGUAGCUCAGCCAAUCAGAUUGCACCAUUUUUGAUAUUACGCUAUCUGCGUUAUUAUAAUUUACAGGCUGGAUAAUUUAUUAGAGCUUGGUUCCUUAGAGGUUUUUCAUUAUUUUAACUCAAUUAAGUGGAGUGUUUGCAUAAUUAAAGGCUCCAUUCAGGCGGAAUGACCACUACUGGCCAACCCCUUAGCCUUUAAGCUUUCGGCCCGGUGAGGCUUGAAAAGAAACUGAGCAAAAUUUUUUGUCUACUUCGUUCCUGGUUACUCUGUUGGAGCUAUAUUGUAUUUUUCUUCUAGCAGGGCGAAGUGGAUGAAGUAGAUUCGUCAUCGUUCAGACCCAGGAAGGAACUUCUUACCAAGCAGUACAAGAAAAAGCAUCACGGAGCACCCAUUGUCCCUCCAUUAGAGCUCUACAAGCUUCAGCAGCAUGAUGACGGCAUACAGCUGUCUCCCAGGGAAAGAUACGAUGGGUUCGGCACAGAUGAAGCAUUAUUGUCCCCUAGAUCUCGGCCCCUUACCAUUGAUACCCGCACCAUUCCUCACGAGUGUCCUCCAUCACCGCCCCAUGAGCAGAUAGAGCAUUCCUGGUUUGAACGAAGGUAACGGACUUGUGCCAUGUGAAAAGUGUUGUUGAAAGGGGGCUAAACCACGGGGGAUUUGAAAUGAAGUAGCUGCCGGAAGUUGAGAAUUGUUUCCUCCGGCGCUCUUUACCGAUCUUUUGUUUGCGCCAUUUACUGUUUUAUAGUUGCUGGAAGGAGACUAAUGGUUGCGUAAGCUCCAGUAAUGUUGGGAAAUGUGAUAUAGACUGCUGUGUAGGCGCUAGGUUUCAAGCUGGUACUCUACUAUUGAAGUGAAUCUCCCCUAGGAGUACACAUGGGACCAGCGUAAUUAUUGUCAGAGAAAACUUAAGGAACUGUGAGGGUGAGCUGCGGUGGACUGGCAUGAUUUUUAACAAUACUAUUCGUCCCAUAAUGCUCCAGACAUCGGGUUUAGCCGCAAAAAUUCGAUUGGCGUAACGUAUUAUGAAUUCGUAUUGUUCUUUUUGUCAUAUUUUAUCAAUGUUUUAUCAAUAUUCUGUUUCUUUUUUCUGCGUAAUUUUCUUUUGUUGACAUCACGUUUAUAAGUUCUUCACCGUGGAUUUUUUUCAUUCGGAUCUAUUGUUUGACUGUUUGAAUAAUCUUUUUCGUCUUCAAUUUGCCAUUUGUCCCGAAUUUCGUGUAACGAUUUUAAGUGUCUUUUGCUGUUCUUUUUUACAGUUUUCACGUUUGUCUAUUUCUUUACGUAUAGUUGUUAUAACUUAUUAGUUGUAGUUAUUUAUAGCACCUGCUUCGAUUCUUCACUUCGUUUCGUUUUGUAUCUUGAAAGCAACGUAAAGAGCGCGUGAUUUUUGGACAUGUAACUAGUAUUUUUGGCUAUCACAUCGAGACUAGCUUCAGCAAUGUCUAACACUUGGCUUUUAAGACUUUCCCUUGAUAUUUUUGAGUUUUAAACUAUUAAGUUGUUUGAGAUUUAAGUUACUGCAAGAGAAAGCUUUUGAAGAUUUCCUAUCCAGGCUACAGAACCUGGCUAACACUUUGCAAAGGACCACCAAGUGUUUUUUCCUACUUUCUCUUUUCUUCAUAUCUUUUUAGAGUGGAUACAUCUCCAAAGGGUGAAUUAACCGUCAAACAACUCACUAAAACAAUCGGUCAGCUCAAGAAGAAAAUACGCGACUUCGAAGACACAUUCGAGGACGAAAACGGGCGAAGACCUUCACAAAGCGAAAAAGCGCCCAUAAAGAAGUACGUGGCAGAACUUGGCCGUGCAAGAAAACAGCUGAAAGAGCUGAAAGAACGCGCUAAAGGAGAAGCAGAACGCUUAAACGAAACUGUGCCUCCGAUGAGCGGACAAGGAUUGAAAAGCAGUAAUAGCGAACCUUUACUUACCACCACGCCCGCAAGUAUCGAACACUCCCUGGAAAGUUUGCUGAAAAAAUUACAAGAGAAGAGGAAGGACACCGGCAGACCGGAGGAGGUAGAACAAAUGAGUCGAGACCAGCUUCAAGAUGAGAAGCUGGCAGUACAAAAGGCGCUACUUCAACAUGAAAGCGUGUUCGGUCGGCCUACUAGUAAAAAUGACAAGGAUGUGAUGAGGCCUUUGUAUGACAGGUUAGUGCUAAAGUUUUGACGAGAGAUAUGAGCAAAAGGUUAGGUGUGGUGGUUGAGACUCUUUUUUUUUAUUUUGUACUUUGUUGAGACGUUGACCUGAAUUUUUCCUAGAUACCGCACAAUCAAGCGGAAACUUUCCACACCCGUCACGGAACCGCCCGUGAAAGUCCAAGGUAACCGGCCGCGCACUAGUUCAAUCGAUAGAAUGGUAUCUGAUCUGGCUCCAAUUCAUGAAGAUGCUCUAUUGCACUCACCCAGUGGAGGCUCUUCUGCUAGAAACCUUACUCAGUCUCUGCCCAUCACUGGUAGCAAGGUAGGCUGGAAUUCUUCAACUUUUUUAAUUCAAAAUUAACCAUCUCACUUGCUGUGUUUAGACACGCGUUUUUAACGUGACUGAUCCUAGCAGUUUGCAAGACCCUUGUCACAUGUACAUGGAUUUGUUCACCAAUGAACUCUUUGUAGUUGAAUUGGUAGGGCAACAGGUCGCGCAAUGGAAGGUUUAAAGUUUGAUUCCACGUGAUGGACCCAGAUUUUUCUUCGUGCCAUUUUUUUUCCAAAAGAAAAAGAGAAGAGAUUUUUUGUCAGCACCCCUCUGUGCCAGUCUUUUCUUGGAUACGCAAUUUUUUCUUUUUUAAGAUGAGAAUUUAGUUGCUGAAAAAGUGACUGACGCAGAAGGUGGACUGCUACAACUUUUUGCUUCAACAAAUAAACCCCUUUUCUUUCUCUCUUUUGCCGGGUCACACAGUCACUCCUUGUUUCAGUCUAGUAUUACGUGGUUUUUAAGAGCAAGGUCCGUACAAGCUGUACACCAUGUCAACAUUGAGUUUGCUUAUCAAAUUCGCUCUGCUAAAAACGGCAUUUUUAUCAAGAAAUAACGGAAAUUGAGUAAAGAUGAAACUAUGUGAAUGUUAUGGUAAGGUUAAGUUAUGGUUUUUCUAACAUAAAACAAUAAGUAUGACGGAGAGCAAAGUAAUAUUAUGUCAUAGGUAAAUUAUACCACAGCUUAUGCAGCAUUAAUUCUGCUUAUUGUUUAAUUUGAUUUCUUUCGGCACUUUAUUAGUCUUAUUCUAUCUUGGGAGUUAGUGCGGUGGGCUUUGGAUCGAGAGGUCCAGGUUGAAGACCUGGCUGGGACAUUUUGAUGUGUUCUUAAGCAAAACACUUCGCUUUCACUGUGCUUCUCCCCUCCCUCCCCUCCCAGGAGUGUGCAUCGACACCAGCCAAUUGUCAGGGACGCCCGGCCUGAUAAAAUGCCAGGGUAACCUCAUCCUACGGAAACCGGGAUAAGCCCAGGCUGGAUGGCUCACUUGGUUUGGGCACAGACUAUCUGUGAAAACCGGAAUCAAUGUGAAGGCGUCUUUCAUUGUUAAUAUUUACCUUAAUGACAAUAAUAAUAUUUGGUAUAUACCACAAAGGUGAAUGAAAAGCAAGUGCUAUUCACCUUCGAGCAGCCGAUGGCGCUUCAAGAGUUCAAUUCGACCAUUUUUCGGUAUAUUGAAAGAAUUAAACCAAUUUUUUGUAUCUGUUUGGUAUAUACUAAAACAGUUAUUCACCUCAGUGUCGUUCAGAGUGGUGGACAUUUUCCACUGUUUACCACCACUUCGGUGAACAAUUGUUAAUUAUUAAUUUAUAUUGCGCAGUUAUCAAUUUACCAUUUUCAGUUGCGCUUUCAGCUGAAGAUGUGGAACAGUAAUUUACGUAAGACCGCGCUUUGUUUACAGGAGUCACCCCGGAGGCGUAGUACAGGUAACAUGCCCUACACAGACACAUUAGAUGGGGAUGAUGACUCUUUUGGUGACACAAUCCAGGACACACUGACACUCCGUGACUCCGCUCAGUUCAGGGACGAGCUCAGGGAGGAUGCUAAAUUCCACGAAAUGAGCCGGUAAGCUUGAUUAUUCUUAGAAGCACAAGUGUCCACAUUGGUCAUACAGCAAUCUUCUAACUCCCAAAAUCUUAUUUGUGAUUCUCGCCUCUAGCUGUUUUACAUUUCCCUGUAGAUCACUUGUGAGAAUUUGUUUUUAUAUCAGAAUGAAAUACUGGAUGAAUGUAUCAAGUCUCAUGGCCCAUUAGCUGAUUCGUCAAGCAGUUUUUGGAUGCCGUCUGUUCUGUGUGUUUUCCAGACCGCUCCUAUUGUUUUGGAAUUCCUAUUGAUAACUUAUCACUGGAUUUUUAUUGUUUCACCUUUCAGAGAUGAGUUAAGUGAGCAGCUAGAACUGAAAAAAAAAGAGAAAAAGAAAAUGAGAAAGAAACUCAAGACAUUUGAGGAUGAGUUCUUCGAGGAAACUGGACGGUAAUAGACAUACUAGCUGACUUUCUUCCAAAAAAAGUUUCUUUAACAUUAAUUAGUAAACGUAGACUUUCGUUUUCUCGUUAAAAAAUCACAUACGAAUUUAUUUCAGUAUGUUAAAGGCGCAAAGAUUCAGUUGAGGACAAAAAAUUGAAGAAAUGAAAAGUCACCUUAGACAAACACCGCAAAAAUACCCGACACGAAUGUUUUCUGAGCUACAAUUGUUGAUGCACAAAAUGCCUUCAUCAGUGUGACGUUUCAUCGGCAAAAAGAGUAUUUUAUAAAGUCUCGUCUCGGUUUGCGCUUUUUGAAAAAUCUAGUUGGUUGUCAACACAUAGCAAAGUGUAACUUCAAGGAUUCUAAUUUGUUUUUAAUGUUUUGAUACUUAUUUUUAACUUUGCCUUCCAGGCGAGUGCAGCGAGACGACAGAGGUGAAAUGCAGAAUGAUUACCACGAGUAUAAGGUAAGAUCUGCACAGUUCUGUCUUCACUUUGUUCCAAAAAACACCACCGCGUUCUUACUUGAAAAAUGAGACAAGAAAUUCACGUGCGACUUUAUUCGAUUUAGAACGAACCUCGAUUGAUUUGCUAAGCAUUUCGAACACCUGAUCAUCAGAAUUGCUAACACGUGACCAUAAAACCACUUAAAGAAAAAGAGGUUUUUUUUUCUUCCUUUACGACAUUUCCCAUGGCAGAAUUUUCUGUCAUAUGAUGGUGAUAUUCCGUUGGGUACGUUUUCAACAACUUAAUUGUCGUUAUGCCUUAUUUCCUCUGUGAGUGAAGAAUGUCUUAUGUCGUCAUGUGCAUGACAGUAGGGUGUCUUUGUUUCAAGUAACGUAACCUAGGCCUGACGUAAGGAGUAAAGGUUCUAUUUUCGUUUUCAAAAGUUUUCGCGAUUAUUUCUUCACCCGUAGAUUUACGGAGUGAAAGUAAUCACUGUGAUAUAAUUUUGAAAUCUUUUUUCCCUUACAGCACAUAAAGCAUCAGUUGAAGCUUAUAGAGGCUUUGUUGACAAAGCGCCAAGUAACUAAUACGAUGUAAACUUUCGAGAUUUUUUCUUGUGUAUAUUAUUUCGAUUAUUUGUUAAUAGAAACGACUUUAUGAUAUGUUGAAUUUUGUAAAGAGUUUUAAAAGAAAUUAAAAAGUUAUUUUUUGUCAAACGAAAAUCGACUUGAUAUUACUGACACGGAAGAAACCCACUCACUUUGCGCCAAAAAAAAAAAAAAAAAAAAAAAAGCCUUUAGUAUUUUUGGUUCUAUAAACUGAGUUGAUAAUGGUACAUAAGCUCUCUGCUCUGACGAAGGGCUAACGCUUGAAACGUCUGAUAUAGAAACUCUUUACGGUGCCAUUUAAAUUCCCAUUUUAGUUAUUAUCGUCAAUACCCACCACCGACGCAGCACCUGAGUUUCUUAAGAGAUCACUCUCUGUUCAUUUGAAUACUAAACCAGUCUCGGUUUCGUUCAAAAUGACUUCUUGGUUACCAUUUGAGUCCCAGGAUGUUUCACUCGUUGGGUCCCGCUCGGAGCAUCUUCCGAAACAAUGCGAUUUCUUACGUCGCAUAUGAAAGCUGUUGGCCAGAAUCCCUACAACUGUAAUAAAAUCAUAUCUAUCGAACAUAAUAAAUGCAUAUCGAUUUCAAUCAUAAUUGAGGUAACAACUAAGGCGCUUAUAUCAGAAACAGCGCCUAAGCACCAGCAAAAAAGCUGGUGCAACUAUCGCUUGUACUUUCGAGUUCUUUUUACACUCGUCGGCUUUUCAUUGGAUAACCUACUAGAGAGAGUCUGAAUAGAAUGAGAGUGAUCACAAUUUGAUUUGCGAAUGAUGAGCGGUUGCAAAACGAGUAGGUGCUUAAUCUUUUAUCUCUCGAGGUUGGUCGAUGAACGCAGAAAAACCUAAUAGUUCUGUAGAGGACUGCCCCAAAGUUUUUAAGGGUAUCCCGGCAUUUUACAUAAACCGGGAGAAAAAAUUCACAAUUUGUCGCUUAGUUUCCGUAUUUAACUGUUUCGUUUCGAUGUUUUGCUGUUUUUUACAGUCGAAACACGGCAUUGGGUUCCUCGAUUCUUUGGAGUUACGCCUCUAGAUACCGAAUUUCAAUGCCCACUUAUGCGAUCGAGGGAUAACCAUUCUAAGUCGAUGUAUCAAAUUGCUACUUCGUGAAAAAGAGACUACUUUUGUUCGCUGUGCAAUGGACUCUGGACAGAAACAGUGCCUAAGUUUCGAAGAAAGCAUCUUCCUGCUUACCGGACGCUCAUGGCCAUUAACUAUGCAAGAGACUCGAGGUAGCAGACAAAGUGUGCUGAUAAUGAAAGAGCAGGUAAACUGUAUUUAUCAAAACAUUUCAUCAGGAAGAGUUAGUUUUUUGAUAUGGCGGAAAUAGCAAAAUGUCUAACAACUGUUAACCCAAAUGGCCAUAACUUUUCAUAGGAAUAUUUAUUCAUUUGUUUCAAGUAUAUGUUCAUAUGAUGCAGCCCAUAAAGCCCUAGAGAUUUCUUCCGUGAAAGAGGAAGUCUUUCUCCUGGGUAUCUAAGUUUUAAAACUCGCUUUUAUUGUCAAGGCCUUUGUUUAAGAGUGAUUAUUAGUGGUGACUUACAGUAAGGAUUAAGCCUUUCUGGAUGCCUAUUCAAUGGAAAAUUGUUCUUACCUUGCAAAAAUAGAGAAAAAUAAUAAUAAUAUAUCAGUUUUUGAAGAGGUUCUGUACGAUUCCUGAAGAACAAACUUUGCGACUCUACUUCCGCAGAGGAAACCGUUUGGAAGAAAACCAAAUAACUUCAGUUUACUAGAAGCUUCUAUUGAAAUCUUUGACUACUUUUAGUUGGAUUUCGAUAUCGAAUGGGCGGCUUUUGAAGAAAAGGGCACCCAAUUGAGUUUGUAGCACAAUAACGAUUUUAAUUACAAUUUGUUUAUAUAGUAGAGAGCCGAACCAAAAAAAGUUAAUCCCUUGAAAAACGCUGGAGACUGAGUAAAUAAUUGAUAUCAAGUGGAACAAAGGAAAAGUGUGAUUAAAAAACUUCUAGUCGGUAAGAAACACGUUACCGAAUGGUCUCCUAAGUUGAGUUUUCUUUAUCAUUGCAUAAAAUCUUGAAUUACAAUGAAAUAAAGACGUAACAAAGAACGGUUACCAACCUUUGAGAGCUAACAAACCAGCAGUUUAGUGAAGAAUUGGAAAACACUCAGCUCAGGUUUGCCGGCGCACCGAUCUGCCAUUUGUUUUCUUGGACACUACAACCGUUGAGAUGAAUACCAACCAGAUGAGAACAUCUUUAUAGUGUUCCUUCCACAGUAACUCUCAAAAGAAGAGUUUCAAUUUUGAGUACUUUCACACUUUGCCCGUCUAAUUUCUAGAAAAUACAUCGUAGACACAGACUGUGUUCUCUUAACGCAUUUCAACCACGUGUCUAACCCUGUUUAGCUUUAACAACAGUAUAAACAGACUAAAGAAGGAACCUUUCAGUGGGAAGUGUAACAGGUAAAUGAACUUCCUGCAUUUAAGGACUCGGAACACAUGAUAACCUGAUGUUCACUUGGCAACAAUUGCCCCUAUUGACAGAUAAUUCUUUUUGCUUUGCUUUUGUAUUGUUCUGUUUUGUUUUGUUGUUUUCUUCCUUGUCAGAGUCUGUUAAACCGGAUCCUCAGUGAUGCACACUCGCUGGCCGUGAUAACCAGCGCUAAAAAACCCUCUCUGUCUUCCUUAUGAUGUUAAAACGAGCAAAUAAAUCGAAGCUGUAUCGAACUUAUGGGAAACUAGAAACCUGUGCUGUCCUCAAUUAACACCGUUCAGUAUUCCAGCUCUGCUUUUCAUAUGAUAAUGAUUCCAAGAAACUUGUCACUUCCCUCGCUGCCAAGUGUCAAUUAUCGCAAAAAAAGGUUUCGCUCUAUUCCCCAAAUUAAUUCCAUAUAGUCUUUCAACUGUAGUUUGACGAAGAAGUUCAUCAUCAAAGAAACAUCCUUUAGAUGCUGAUAACAAUAAUGUUUUCCGCCUGAAGGACAAAGCAUAUAUUGUGCUAAUGAUGAGAUUGAUAAAGGUGAAGAAAAAAGAAAAUACCAGAAAAUUCUAGCCGAUGACUAGUGUCAAGAAGGAAAAACAGGAAAAAUUUGUAUCCAGGUUUUUCGAUGCCCUUUGGUGAUCUCAAAGUACGCUCACAUUUGGGGUUUUAAAUAGUACAGUGACACAUUUUGCCAAGCGGAACAUGCGGCUUUCAUUUUCGGAUUUUCCAAAAUUGUUGAUACGAUCUAUAAGUGAAUAACUUCCUUGAAUUAAACAUAGAAGUAAACGAAUUUAUUUCGGACAUAUGCACUGAAUCAGGAAGCUAAGCAUUUUGUUUGCGAUCAUCGUAGCUUUUGUCUUUGCGUUUAAUACAAUUUGCUCAUAAUGCCUCCAUAUUGGAGAAUUUUCAUUUUCUCUCCCUCCCUACCCUAACUAAAAUUCAAACGACGUCCGUAAAUAAGCAAAGCAUCAAUCUUACGAGGUACAUUACUGCGAGAGAUCGAUGACUUUUCAAUUGAGAAGAAAUACGACUUUUUGCUGAUUAGCUGAAUUCAGUUGAAUAUUCUGUUUUCAAAAGUCCGCUCCCCUCCCUGAAGAAGUGAAUAUUUUACCCAUAACACUCCUCUCUCCGAGCACUUCCGUAUUUCGGGGAAAUUCCCUACUUUUCACGAUGGAAUAAUUUCGACAAAUUUAACCUAUGUUGAAUGAUUUCAAUCGUGCUUUUGGUACUAAAUUAGACACAAUUGUAAUGCUUUAAUUAACGCUUGGAGUUUUGCCGUCGAAGAGAGCAAGAAAGUUCCGUUGUUAGACAAACUGUACUGUCAAUACUAUGGAAGCCCACCUAAUUUCACGGGCUUUGCACUGAGUGAAGUUUAGCUUAGCAUUGAAGAGUUGAGCUACGUUCAGCGGUUCAUGAGGUAAUUUAGAUAGAAAUAUUCAAGGCCGUUUUAAGUUCGCUGCGUAUGCUUACCUGCAGUAGUUUUUAACAGAAGUUUAUGCAUUGGAAACGUUUGAAUUCAUGUUCUUUGCUAUGAAAACAUCUACGGAUCAUUGAGUAGUCUAACAACUUUUUUUUUCAAACCUUGCUUCUCUUUGCAAACUUUUACAACAUCACUCGCAAACGGUUUCCUUGAACUUCCUGUUUGUUGUACAUUUAGUAUAGUAGAAAGGAUGGCAUAUUAAGCUGUUUCAGUCGUGACAUUCUAUUUGAGCCACAAGUUUGUGCCCAGUUAGAUUACAGUGAAUCGAACCUCUUGAGUAAAUUUGAACUUUGAGGUUUUUAAUCGGUACUGAAUACAAUAGCUGGGGAAUUUUCUUGUAUCCUGUUCAAUACCCCCGUGUGAAAUUCUUAUCUACCGCUUACCGGAAUUGAAUUCGAUCGAUCGCAAGGAUAAUGUCAUAAUUAGCUUUAUUCAUGAAAUGACAGCAGAUCUAGGCCUGGCACUGAGAAACCUAUUAGGCCUCUGAAUGCAGGCAGCUACAUUCAGGGUACACAAUUCGAAGGUUUUCAGCUCAUCGAUGACCUUACUAACAGUUACUUUUGUAGUACUAGAUGUUCUGUUCUGGAAUGUGUAAUGCUUGUAGUUAUUAACGGCAUUCAUUCAAUUACUCCAACAUAAAUUUGGAAUUGAGAGCAUCCGGAAUAUACUCGAUGUUAACGUUGAAUCCUUAAUUUCAGGAUUGAAUAGUCAUCAUAUUGCUGUAAGUUAUAAUUUAUAAUUUGUGAUGAUUCAAGCAUAUUUACAAGGACAGUUUUCUCUAAAGCUUGGUCCAGUCAUUUACUUGCAACAUAACAUAAAACAUCGUACCAAACAAAACUUAGAUUCUUUUCAAGGUAUCUUAUUAUAUUGACUUGAUGAUGUUAAUGUUUCUGAUAUGUAGAAUGAUUUCCAUGAUAUUUUGGUGUAAAACAAUGUUAAACUCUGGUGCAGUACUCUAGAUUACAAAAAGAUCACAUUCAUUACCCUUAAACUUCCUAAAGUCCUCAAUCUAACUCCUCCUUAUAGCUUGAAAGGAAUUGAUCCAUUACUCUGUCGAUGAUGGCUAGUCAACAGAAGACAAGGGUGUCAUCUUGGUUUAAAACAAAUCUUUCUCAACUGAUUUACAAGGAAUGAACACAGUAUAUACAAGCUAGCUAUGAUGUCAUGGAUGCUUUUGUUAAUACCAUGGGGUCUUACUUAAAUAUCUUUUCUUUUUACUUAAAAUAAUCUCACGGUUUAUAUACAUAUACAACAGCGGAUCUUGAUUUCAGCUCAAAGACUAUAUAAUCCAGCAAUCACUAAUCUGCUAUUAAAAAUUUCCACUUCAUAUCCUGCCAUGAUUUUUACCUGCAUCCACCCAAACUUUUUUGCAGCUGACUCUACUAAUGAUUCCUUCCAUUAAUAUUGCUUUUAAUUUGCUUUAAAAACAGGAUCUUCAUAAAUUAAAUUAUUACUUCUUAACAAAUCAACUCUGUAAGAGAUUAAUUAAUAUACAAGUACUUAAGUGUAAGGAAAUUAAAUUUUCUGUCUUUCAACAGGAGAUGGAACAUGCAAGACAGAGGAAAUCGUCACGGGAGGGGUGGGUGGAAGAAAGGUGUCUUGGUACUGGGACCUUUGGAACUGUUAUGCUUUUUGAGAAUAAGGUAUCCUUAUUAACUCUCUACACUCCUCUAUCAGUAUAUAAAUUCUCUAUUCUGUUCUCUAUACAUUUCCUAUGGCACUGACUGGGAGAAUUAUUGAUUGAUCAAGAGUUUCUUGAGUUGUUGAUCAUUUCCUUUAUUGUCAUGACCUUAUUGUUUGAGUCAGCAGUGAGAGUGUCAGGAGAAAUUAGAAGCCAAUCACUCUUAGGGGUUAAAGAUUUAAAACACCAUGGCAGACAUUUUAAUUUCCGAAGUUUUCCAAAUAUCUGGGAGUUUUUACUUUCUUUCUCUUAUAUGUAUUAAAUUUUGUCUAACAAAAAUUUGACUCAUAAAGAGUAUUUCAAACCAAUAUUUUACAUGAAAUGUUAAAGUACAGUUUAAAUCACUGAUAGCAUUUGAAAGGUGGGUAAUUUUGAGCUCUGCAUAUGUCCUUGAAUCAAGAAAGAGGUAACUUUUGCCUCUGUCUCAGUUACACAAUGUGGGACCAAAGCAAAGAUAGCUUCUUUUGUUGGUGAUCAUUUUCUGUUUUAUUUUCACCUCAUGUUUGAUUCAGGAGUGAUAUAAUGUAAGGAGAAAGUAGAUGCCAGUUAUAGGUCAAAGGUUUAAGGUAAAUUGCAGUUUGCAUGACAUUUUUUAUAGAUUUCAAAGGAACAAAUAGCCUUGAAGAAAUGCCGCUUGACAUUGAAUCCUCAAAAUGAGAAACUAUGGCAGCAGGAAAUUGACAUCAUGAAGAGGCUUCAUCACCCCAACCUGGUAGCAGCUAUUGAAGUUCCACCACCACUGAAUGUCAGUGUGAAUGAGCUUCCUCUCCUAGCCAUGGAAUUCUGUUCUGGAGGAGAUUUGAGAAAGGUGCACUUAAAAAUAUUUAAAAUUAUUCAAAUUAUGUAAUUAAUUUUUAAGAAUUAGUCAGUAUUACAGUAUUUGGGAAAUUGAGCUGGUGGGACCCAGUAGAAUGCCUUGGAAUCCCCAGGCACCUGCUUUCCAUUAAAGGUUUGCAAUGGUUAAAGAGUUGAAAAAUGAUUGUAUAGUUUUUAUUUUAUUGUUACUUGAUUUUAACUGUUAAAAAACAUUAUUGGCUUUCAUGAGUAAUGAAAUGUUCAAUAAAUCUUUAUGCUUAUACAGGUACUGAAUUCCCCAGAGAGCUGCUCUGGGCUGAAGGAAAAGACUGUUCUGAAGAUUGCUUUAGAUGUUGGUGAGAAAUUUUUGAAACUAAGAGUGAUUUUGAAAAGCCUAUUAAUUACUAGGAGCAUGGUUAUAUUAACAGUGCUUUUGGUAAGUUUUGAGGUAAGAUGAGGCUAGAAAGGUUUAACCAAGAUGGCCACAGAAACAUAUGUUAGAUGGGUGAGCCUGAAAGGGGUUCUAGGAGAAAGCAUCUCCAGAAAAUUGUGAAAAAUGUCACAUUUGAUUGUUAUGAGCAAGCUGUACAUUACAACAGAUUCAACUAAUGUGGUUAGGUAUGCAAUUAAAACAGUGCUGUUGAUGUUGUUGUUGUUUUUUUUUUUGAAAAGCGGCUGCAGUUGAAUUUCUUCACGGUCAUCGCAUUAUACACAGAGACAUCAAACCUGAGAACAUUGUGAUAAGUCAUGCACAAAGUAAGGUAAGAAGAAAUUGAGCACAUUAAUGUGGAAUUAUGCAAGACAUGGAUUAUUACAAUAAAGCCUGCUUUAUUGUAAUUCUUUGAUCAGAGGCAAACUUGUAGACAGAUUAAUAUUGACAUUGCAAGAUUCUGGAAUAGCAUUCCAUUUGUAUCCCGGAGACCUUUACUUUUACCCAACUGCUCUCCCACUGUAGAAUGAUGCUCCUUGUUUUCUACAAUUGUAGAAAAUAGGAUGGGGGAAGAGGGUUAUCGGAGCAAACUGGUCUUUAAUGUAUUUUUCAUUAAUUUCUAAUUAAGACCUUAAAAGUGGGGACAUGGAUUCUAUGCAUCAACUAAUUUUUUUGCCCAUUGGUAGCUUAGCUGCAUAAAAAACUGUGCUUGCCUUGAAAAUCUCAGUCAUCUAGUCAAAAUAUUGGUAAUUUUGCUUUGACCAGUGGAAGAGGUAGUGUCUCAAUGGCUAGACCAAAAGUCAUGGUUUAAAAUGUGGGGGUUCAUUGUGUUAUGUUCCUUUAUUUUUGAAACUUAAACAUUUUACAUUUAUAGUGCAGUUUACCAUUGUUAUUUGUAAUUUUUUUUUUUCACUUCACCCCCUUCCAGGUAGUUUACAAAAUUAUAGACCUUGGCUAUGCUAAGCAAUUGGAUCAAGAAAGUCUGGCUACUACUUUUGUGGGAACUCUUAAAUAUGUGGUGGGUAUAUACUACUUUUACAAACUGUUUGAGGUUGGUUUUGUUAGUUACAGAACAAGUUUCUUUUACUUGGAUUUAUGGCCCAUUACUUUCAAUACAGAUGGAGAAAUCUGCUAUUUAUAUGCCAUUUUAAAAGAAGUUGUUAGUUUGGACCAAUUUUGAUUAUUUUGUUCUUUUCAUAGGCCCCUGAACUUCUUGGUAGAGUCAAAUACACAAAAACAGUAAGGGCACUAAUUAACCUACACAGUUAUUAUUAAUAAUUAGUGUUUGAAUGGUUUAGAAAGUUUUUUCCAGCAACAACCAUUUGAUUUACUUUUUAUGAACCUCUGAAUUUUUUUUUUGACUCCACCCAUUUAGUUACACUGUGUACACUGCAAUGACCCCUUCUCCACAAUAGCUGCUGAUAGUGUGCCACAACUACCAAUGUAAAAAUUAAACCUCUUAACCUCCUCUGAUGUCCAGUUAACCAUCAACUCAUGAACAGUGUAAAAUACCUGACAACUCAUUCAUGCUGUCAAUCCUUGACAGCUUUAUUUCCCUGAAGAAAGCAUAAAUAAUAUAUAAAUCUAUAUUACCAACAAGCAAUAUACUUCUUGUACCUGUACGUUCACAAUCUUUGUUUAAGUUAUUUGCCUAUUAAAUCCUUAAAAAUGUACAUAAGGGUUUUGUUUUUCAUCAUGACUGGUACUAUUUGAUUUACAGGUAGAUUAUUGGAGCUUUGGUACAGUGUUGUUUGAAUGCAUCACAGGACUGCGACCUUUCUUGUCAGAACUGAGCUCUCCAGUCCAGUGGUAUGAAUAGUUGGAAAUAUGAAAGUUACUUUCAUUUAUUUAAAAGUUACAUGCAAGUUUAUUCAACUGACACAUCUCGCAGAUUUUCGUCUGGUUGUAAUUCUCCCAAUUCUGAUAAUUGUUAUAUUAUUGGUAAUGAAUCAACUUUAAACCCUUGGUCAGAGAUAAUCAAUAAACAUGUAUGUAACUUUGCCUUACACUAUCAUUUCUGAUUUUACCUUUUUUUUCACUUUAUUUAAUCACAGGCAAUUUAUUAGCUAUUUACAAAGGAUUAAAAACUGUUAACUAAUAAUUACAUUAAUCACACUAUUAAUUUCACUAUAUUGCUGUUUUCCAUGAAUGCUGUGCCUUAGAGAGAGCUUUUUUGAUUUCUUGUUUGAACAACGCGAGGUUAUUAGCUAGUAAUCUCAUAAUCAUCCUGUGAGAAUAGUUAAUAAACUUGUCAGCCUGUGGGUACUAACUUAACAUAAACUAUAAUUAAGUUUUGUCAAUUUAUUUACAAGGAAAUUGUCAGUUACAGGAAGGUAGAAUUUCAAAUCUUAUUGUAUUAUUUUAUGGGUUAAAAGAUAGCCUCAAUAAAAUUCCAUUUUCUUUGCUUGUUCUCAUUAGGUACCAAGAACUUAAUGGCAAAGGACCAGAUGACAUUUGUGCUUUUGUUGAUUUGCAAGGUAGUUAAAACCCUUUAACUCCCAGAUCAAAUUUGUAAUUCUCUUUACUGCCAACCAUACAAUUUCUAUAAAGUUAGCUCAGAGAAUUUAGUAUUGGAUUAACUAAUUAUCCCUAAAUUGAUAUUUUUCUUUAUUCUCAUCACUUAUUUGGUUUAUAUUGUAUUGAUGUUGUAAGGAGAAAUUCUGUCUUGGUCACUCAUGAGAGUUAAAGGGUUAAUAUAAGUUAAGACAGUACCUAGCUUUCCAUCUGUUCAUUAUUACUUUUUCUUUGUAUAACAAAGCUUUUAUCAGUAAGGUUUUAAUUGGUGAAAUGACUUCUUCUCAAUGCCACAGCAGAUAGAUUUUAACCCCUAGUGUGAUAAGAUUGAUAAUUGCAGUUACUGUAAAAUUUUGACAAAAGUAAGUCUCAGUUACUCAAAUUUCUAAUGUACUGUGGUCUUCCAAAAAUUUUAUGGCACCUUGACAAGUCUUACCUGGUGUGAAACUAGAAUCAUGUAGUUAUAAGUACUUGACAGGUUAAACUAUGGUAUUUUAUGGUGACUGUGAUAAUUUUAUUUCAGGGGAAGUACAAUUUAACUCUGUGCUACCAACUCCCAAUGCUCUCUGCAGGUGUGUAACCUAUAUCAGUUUGGGUAAUCGAUAUAAUGAACAUCAUGUAGCGUUCAUCUCAGGCCAAAGUCUGGUGUUAUCGUAAGGGGCUGUAAAGGGGCAAAGUGUGACUUCAGUUCUCAAUAAUUUUUAAGCACAGGAAAUGCUCCCAAAACAAGCUGUAGUGUGGUAGAUAAUGGGGAGAAGAAGAGAAAGAGGAACUGGUUUUUCUUGUGACGCUAUUAUUUUCCAAACGUUAACUCAAAGGAGAAAAUUAUAGCGGUAUGUUUUAAGAUUUCCGGGAAUUUGUAUGCUACAGUGUAAGGGGAAAAAGAACUGGGAAAAAAGUACGGCUUUGUGGUAGCUUCAUUGGAAAGUAUUACAAUUCUCAUACGCAUUGGUACGAAAACUUGUGAUGAAGCUGAGCAAUUUAAGUUGCAUUGUUUUAAUUUGUUCCUCUUGCAGACCUCUUCAGGACAAGUUUGUAGCGCUUUUGCGGCUGUUGUUGUUAUGGGAUCCCACGGCACGUGGGGGAUCAAAGCUUGAAAGUGGAAAAAUUGAGUGUUUUGAUAUGCUGGAAAGAAUCAUCAGUACUGUGGUAAAUGAAAAUUUUGUUACGACACUGUUUUUUAAAUCUGUUGGCUUAAAUUAAUUUUACUUUUUGGUGGUUUUUUUUUUUCAGGUAGUACAUGUGUUCGUAAUUCAUUCAAGCAUAGUACAUUCAUUUGAAGUGUUCCCAACUGAAACGUAAGUGUGAUGAGCUCAACGCUCUAAGUUGAUCCUCGUCUUCAGUACGUCAAUUAUGUUUAUCAAAUAGUUUCCAUAUUGCUGUGGGUCUGUCCAGUGAAACAUCACAGAUAAAGUCAAAUGUGGUGAGAACAAAAGCGUGGCACAGAGGCGCAACUGAGUGUGUCACCGACGUACUCACCACAUUUUAACGUCUUCCGUGAUCUAUUACUGAACAGAAACACGGCAACAAUGAAUCUAUUUUGUACCAAAUGAUGACAAAGCAAAAUUUUUUGACGAUGGUGACGUCAUCUAUGUGACGUCAUAAAGCCAUUACAUCAUAAUUAAGAACCAAUCAAAGUGCGUACGUAAUUUAGCUUUACAUAACAACCCUUUACACCCUGACAUCAGUAUGCAUAUUCUCACUGCUGUUCUCUAUACAUUUCCUAUGGUGCUAACAAGGAGAAUUUGUUUAGCAACCAAGAGUUUCUCUAGUUGGUGAUAAUUUCCUUUAUUCUCGUGACCUUAAAGCGUGAUACAGGGGUGAUAUUGUAAGGAGAAAUUAGAUGCUAGUCACUCUUAGGGGCCAAAGGGCUAAGUAUUAGAAACAUCGUGGUCGCCUUUGAGUCCUUUAGAUGAUGAAAUCUUGAAUGAUUCAAUUUGGGAAGUAGAGAAGGUGCAGUGUUGGAAUCCUCCUCUCUUCCAACUGUUGGGUUCGAUGCCCGCCUAAAAGAUAUGCUUUGUGUGGGCCGGGAAAACUCGUGUAGCACAUGUGAACUUUCCUUUUUCACUAAAUCACAGUGUAGAGGAUCUACAAGUAAAGUUAUGCGAGGAAACUGGGGUGGAAGUAAAAGAGCAAGAAUUGAUGAUGGUGUCAGGACAAACACUUGAGCCAAAGACCCUGGUCAUGGACUGCAUCAAACAUGAUAUCGUAAGACUUACAAGCUGUAUUUUGUAAUCCGUGUCUUGAGUUUUGUUUAUAAAAUAAUUUCUAGUUGAUCUGGUGGAUAAAUUUUAAGAUUUUGUGUCAAUCGUUUCAAUAUUCCUCUUGAAUGUCAGACAGUCAUUAAAUGUGUUGAAAAAAAAAAGAUAAGGAACAAUGUUUAUAAACCUGUAGGAAAAGUAGUAAGCUUUUAGCUAAAAGAGAAAAUGUAAAUGUUAAAAAUCUAGGAACUUAGUUAUAAGAAAUGCCAAAAUUUAGUUCGUAAGAGUGAUAAUAAAUUGGUUUUCUCGAGAUAUUAACUCACAACGCUAAGUGUAGUCACAAUCUUUUGAAUUAUCUUAAAUUUUUCAAGUCAAUGUAGGUACUGUGUAGACACUCUCCCUCCCCUCUAACACUGGGGUAUAAAUAGGACUGUUUUGUUCCUAGAAAUAAAACAAAGAACUUACAUUGGGUGUUGCUUGUGUUGUUUUUUCGCAGAUGGGAGAAGAUAAUGUUUUGUACCUUUUACCGAAAAAUAACGAGCCAGCAACCAAACGUCAACUAUACACCUUACCGCCUUCAGUACAAGGAAUGGGUAAGAGUUUGCUUAUGAGAGCAAUCAGCUUAUUUAUACUGAGAAGGUAGGAAUAGAGAGGGCAGCUUUGUUGAGUGAGGUAAGAACGUCAGGUUUACAAACCGAAGGUCCCGGGUUCGAGUCCCGUUCUGACCACCAAGCCCCAAAGGUUGGAUAACGGUAUUCACUGAAUAAAUCCCCAUCUCAUGGAUAGCGUGGUAGUUUUUGUUAUCAAUUUUCCGCUGGAGAGCGAUUUAUCCGUAGGAUAGCGUUAUCCGCAUUUUGAACAACUGAGCCUAGAUGGAUUUGUUUCUCGGUAGAGCUGGAAUAAAUUUCUUUACCGCGCUUCUAAACAGGCAACUAGUUUUGAUUGUGGCAGUUGGAGUUGUCAGCAUCUUAUUUUUGAUUUUGAUUGUUUGUAUUAGUUUAUUUGUCAUCAUUAUCAUUAUUUUUGGCUUAGGUGCUUGAAACGAAAACCAGAUGAGUAGAACAUUUCAGAUAACGGUUUGAUUUUCAUCUUAUCUUGUUGCUCUUUUUCAGUCACCGAACAAAAAUCAUUGAUGGCUUACGAGGUAAAUUACUCAACUCCCCUCAGAAUAUAGCAGUUCAUGUUAGGUUCUCUUACUCCGAUGUCAUGCAAUUUUGUACUCUGUAUUCUUAAAACUUAAAUAAAUUUUUUUUUCAGGAAUUAAAAAAGGCUUUAGCUCAAGGGGUGCACUUUUGUCGUGAGCAGAUCAAGAUAAAUCAGCGGCUGAUUGACGGUGUCAGAGCUGCCCAGUGAGUUAUAAACGUGCACAUAUUUUAACUUUACACGAAAGAAUGGUCUGUUUGGCUUGUCGGUGCACAGUUUUGAAAUCGCUCCAGAGUUAGGUGGGAAAAACUUUGUAAGAUGUAACCGGGCGUCUUGAACGAACGAACAGGCUCGCAUAGUUCGAGCGGUCAUGCGCUACGAGGCAGUUUGUAAUUUUCGUCGUUUCACUUCUACUCACUGUCCAAUUUAAACAGACACUGGGCAAAAUUGGAUUUUAGUUGUCAAACAGCCGAUGGGGAGAUAGAUACACCUUUAGACAACCUAUUAGGGACAUAUAGAAAUAUCACCCAGUGUUUUGUUUAUCAUCUUAUGCUUCUUAGGACAGAACUCUUUUUGGGGGAAUACUUAUAGUCAAUGAUUCUGUUAUGCAUCUAUUUGUGAACGAUUUCGACUUCUCUUUCAGGAUUUCACUGUUAGUUCUAAAUACCAAACUUGGACAACUCAAGACUGAGCUUCUAGCUGAGUACGAUAAACUGAAGGCAAAAAUUGAAUUCUUCAACUCAAGGUAACUCAACCGUAGUGAGUUGAAAUUGUGUAAAAGUAUUGUUUGUUAAUCAGUACUUUUAUUACUUUUAAUGUAAUCAUGAAUUGGUUUAUUCUUUAGUUUGGAGACAGAUCUAGAGAACUACGCCGACAAUGCCAGUCUCAUGAAAAGUGAGUUGAAUUACAUUAAACUCCGUGUUGUUGUGAUGGUGGUGAAAUUAAACCGUCGAAGAUCUUUUCUUUAAUAAAAUAUAAAAGAUGAAAAGUAAUGGACGCUAUUUUUGUUUUGCAGAUGACAAACUGUUAAGAAACUGGAAACGGGCGCAGAAAAAAGCGGAAUCAUUCUAUAAUGUGAGAGGAAUUAUAAAACUUACCGUAUAAACAGUAAUUAAAUUAACAGUAAUAAACUCUUCCAAGUUAAUCGCUCAGGAUGGAUCGUUCUUAUGUUGAACGGUACAUUACUGCCUCGUUCCUUCAAUUAAUGGAAACUAUUUAGUAAACCUCCUUAAGAUGAAGAGUUUGGUAUCCUCGAUGUGGAAAGCAGACGAAAAUUUACCAGGAAUUUAGAAACCAAUCCCCCUUCUAGCCCCAGUUCGCGUGGCUAUCCACAUGAGUUCGAAAGCCGCGCGGAUUGGGGCUAGGAAGGGGAUUGGUUUCUAGCAGGGAGAUUCGCAUUAUUCCAACACUGGAGAGUACACCGAACACCCUUGUUGUUGAAGUCCUUUUUUAAGUAUUUAAGGGCAGGUGGAUAGUAUAUUUCUAGAGUGUUGUUCCUUUUUUGGCUUUAAUAGACCAUUUUUGCCACUCAUACAAAUGCUAGUUUGAUUUCUUUCAGAAUGAUGUAACACAACUUAGAGAUUUAACAGCAGCUCUACAGAAUAAAGUGGUUGAGUUGCAAAAGGCGACAUGUUCAAAUGCCGUGCAAUCUUCUAUGAAAAUUGAUCAACUUAGGUGAAAACCUCUUUUUUUUCAAGCAUUUGAUGUAAUUCUUGCUUUUUCUUCUUUGUUGGUAUAACAUGCUUCUGAUGUUCAAUUAUCACAACACCGUUUUUCCACUGGUUUCCCACUUUCUUGCAGAAAAAAAUCGCAUGAUAUUUGGCUGAUUAAUAUACAUAUAUUUGGUCAGAAUAUGCUCCAAACUUGUCGGUACUCUUAGACAUUAUCUUUUACCGAAACAUACUUUUCGCGACGUUAGACCAAAGCUGGUUUUGGCCAAAUUGGAGUUAAAAUCUUCAGACAGCAAUUGAUGUAUGACUACCUGGAUUCUGUUACAAUACACUGGAGUAGCAGGUGGCCUGGAUUCAGAUUAAACAAAGAGUAGGACUGGCUUUAGGUUUUUAGGUUUAAUCAUUCUAGCGCGGUUUCUGUUUGAAAACUUGGUCCCAUACGUUUUUCUUUGGUCACAGGUAUGAUCGUGCUGUUCAGCUGUAUGAGAACCUCAGACAAAGUAAGUGACGAUUUGCCUCUUUCAUGUUGCAAUGAAACCGGUCUCUUAUCUCGGCUCACUCCAAGUGGAUCGUCGGCGCUAACGACGAGCCAGUGUUCGUCUGUACAAGAGUUUUCUAAUGUUACCCAAGAUAACACUUCUUGUUGUGUUUUAAGGCGACAGACGACCUGCAGAUUGUGAAAACAUGGCCACAGUAAUUCUACAGAUCCUUGCACAAAGAGAAAAACUCCAUAGGGAGAUUUUGUCCAAUUUAAGGUAAGAGAAUUUUGUAAUUAGGAGAAUAUGUCAAAUUGUUCGUCAAAAUGCGAUUUAGUGCCGUAGCAUCCGGCUUGUGCACGGAAGGUCAUUACUUUGAUUCUAGUCAAGGACGCAGGACUCAUAGAUAAUCCACUUCUAGGAAGUUCAUAUUUGGAAGGCCGUGAAAUUAUUCAAUUCUAUGUUCUUUUUUUGAUGUUGUCCCCAAUUUUCUUUAGUGAAGUGAUGGCUUGUAGAAGAGACAUGCGCAGACUGAUGCAACGUCUUCUUCAAGUCAAAUCAAAAAUUAUUACCAGAGCGGAGGAUCUAAAAGAGGUUAGUUUAGAGAGAAGUUGUUUUCAAUUAAGAGCUGUAAAUAAUCCGAAAUUGCUUUUAUUUCUCAGUGUGAUUGGUCCAGAGACUAGCACCUUCCUUUCAAACAAUCACAUUCUAAGCUACAGCCAAUUGCGGUAUAAUCACUCAAGUUUUCCCGCGCUUCACGCAGUUUGCUUGUUUUACACAAUAUCGUUGCACCCUCCAUCUGUAGCUGUUAAGUAUAAACCCGUUAACAGGCAAUUAAGCAAUUUCUAAGCCGAUAAUAAAUUAUGUGUAUACAGAAGGCAAUAGAAAAUUGAUGUUAUCAUCUAACUGGGGUUAAAAUCCUGGAGACUGCGAUUUUUUACUUUACUCUAUUGAUUGCUUUUGAUUAUUUGUUCUCCAGAUGCAAAAACAGAGACAAGUUGAUCUUUGGAGGCUUCUCCAGGCAAAGGUUGUUCUUAAAUUAUUUUUUAUUAUUUUUUAAAAUGAAGUAUCAAAGAUAGCAUUAAUUUUCCACUUGUACGAAAGUUAACUCGCCUCCCUGUAUUGAUUGAAUUGGACGAGACACUUGACCUAGGUUUUGCAGCGUGCUCUCAUGCAUUGGGAUACCCUCCCUCAAUAAUGAACGAGUUUAAAACUAAUUGACUAGUUUUCUUUUUUUCCCCCUGAUUUCAGAGACGAAGAGAAGAGGAUCGACGCCGUUCGAUGAGCAGUUCAUAUUCAUCUUUCUCUUCGAUUGCAGCUUCAAGGUCUUUGCUACAUCAUCAGCAUAAUUGAUUUAAAUUUUUCUGUAUCAUCUCCGUUUUUCUCUCUUCUAGAUAAACAUCGAUGCCUUCUGUUGAUAUUGCUGCUUUUUCUAUUCCACACUUACCUAGCCAUACCAGAGUCAAAAUCAGUAGAGUCAAAAGUACUUAUUUUUCAUAAUUUUUCUUGUCUUCGUAGUUCCAGUACACAAUCCAUUGUUCUAAUAGAGGAGAGUUCAAAGAAUUUUGAAAAGUAAGUCCAAAAGUGGUCGUGCGAUGUUAUGCGACCUAUAAUAAUGUGUAUGGAAUAGCGAAGUGAGUCGAUUUUCAGUUGCACCUGAUUGGCCGAUAGCAUCGAAACUUCACGCUGAUUGGUUCAAAGUUGCAGUUGCACCUGAUUGGUCGAUAGCAUCGAAACUUCACUCUGAUUGGUUCAAAGUUGCUACCCCUUUUCUAGCCCAAUACUAACCGUAACUUGUGGUCAGUUGACAAUUGUUUGGUUAGGGGAGGGAUAGGUUCUCAGAUACUGACAUUGAUCCAAUGCCCCUAUACUUCUCUGUAUUUUUCAUUCACGUAAUUGUUUACCCAACUUCCGUGCCUUGCAGAUUGGCUGGACUAUUAAACACAUUGAAGAAUGAUCAGAUGAAUGAUUCAGAGGUAAACUUUUGAUUUUGAUCACGUCAACUGUGUUCUUUUGUAUUGCGCUUAUACUGACCGUGAUAUAUGCAAGAAUGGAACGAAAUCCACAAGUAACUUAACACGCAAACUUUCAUAAUAUCCGGAAAACUGGCAGUUUCCAACCUACGGCCUCGACCCAUUCCCUUUACGUCGCUGUUACCACGGUCGUUGUCAUAUCAUAAGUCUCUUUCAACAAUGAAGCAAAGAGCUGAAGAAAAAAAACUGAAUUUAAAUUUGUCAUUACGUACGCUCUGCGGCCUUGAACUUGUGUGACUCCUGGGAGGAUUGGUUUUUAGUAUAGGUAAUCACUCGAUUGUUAGUACACUUUGUUAUAAAUAGGGACGAGUUACGUUUUCAAAAGAAUAAAAUUGCGCGAACCCGUCGAGGCUUUUAUUCAAAAUGCUCCUCCUCCUUCAAAGGCCAACUGAAGAAGUGAGUCACUGGGACUUGAAAUUUCUGAGUCAUAAACUCCCAAGACUGACUACCAUCUAAUUUGUCUAGACAGCAUCGCUACAAAAUUUAAGAUCAUGAGAGUAAAGGAAAUGAGCUCUUCUCCUUGUCAGCACAAUAGGAAAUUUAUAAAUAACAGUAUGGAGAAUGUGCAUAUUGAUGCAAAGGUUUAAAGGGAGAAGGGUUUAUGUGAUGAUGAAGUUAUGGAAAUUUACCUCAGUUUCUGGUUUUUUUUUCUGUUUUUGUUUUAGAUUUUCGAUUGGGAAUUCCUGGAGGAAGAAAGUGAUUCACCACAAAAAAAAACUGUGUGAAGUAUGUCGGCGAUUUGUAGUGUCUUAAAAAGUGACUGCUGAUUGAUUUUCAAAAAUUACAAUGUGAGAAGUAUGCACCACAAUUUUCGGAGUAUUAAGCGGACUUAUGUACAAACCAUUUGCCGAAAUAAAAGAAAUGGGGGUGAUAGUUUUCAGCACUUUCUUGUUAAUAACAAGGUUUUUAGCUUCUUUAUAAUGGACUUUUGUGAAACACCAUCCAAUGGUUGUUUCGUAAAUGCUGUUUGCGGGGGUUUUACUCGGCGAUUUUUUUAACUGUGUAUAGCGUCGUAAGUAUCUUGAUGC
Molecule: messenger RNA, 40396 nt
Organism: Pocillopora meandrina
Lineage: Eukaryota; Metazoa; Cnidaria; Anthozoa; Scleractinia; Pocilloporidae
Source: the annotation of a GenBank genome assembly